Molecule: messenger RNA, 2496 nt
Organism: Dermatophagoides pteronyssinus (European house dust mite)
Lineage: Eukaryota; Metazoa; Arthropoda; Arachnida; Sarcoptiformes; Pyroglyphidae
Source: RefSeq, a predicted model, not a curated record
GUUUUCUUUUUCGUAGCCGUGAAAUAUCGACAAAAUGAAACAUAAAGAUUAUCAUCUCUGUCAUUGUCAUCAUCAGGAAAAACAAUUUCCAUCAGAUUCUUAUCAGUCUUAUCAUCAGCAACAACAUUCUAAUCAUCAUUAUUGUUAUUUUUAUCGCCAUCAUCAUCAUCAUCAUUCACAUCGUCAUCAUUCACAUCAUCCUUUAUAUUGUAAUGGAAAAAUAUUAUUAUCAUAUUUCAUUAUUACAUUAAUAUUAAUAUCUCAAAUAGAUCAUGUGAUUGGCCAAAAUGAUUAUUAUGAUGAUCUAAUGGCUAAUGUUGUUGGUGCCAGUAAUGGUGCAAAUGGUGAUAUUGAAAUAUCAUCAAAUGGACAACAACAGAAUAAUAAUAAUGUUAAUAAUAUGAUUGCAAGUAGUACAAAAUUAGAUUCAUUAGAUGUUAUUUGUGGUAAAGAAUAUAUGACUGUUCGGGCUGAAUUCAAUGGACAAUUUAAUGGAAUAAUAUUUUCAAAAGGAACAUAUGGUCAAAGUAAAUGUGUUUAUGUUAAACCACAUUCCAGUUUAACACAUACAACAUUUAAUGUACGUUAUGAUGAAUGUGGUACGAAACCAGAUUUACAGGGGAAAUAUUUUGAAAAUACUAUCGUCAUUCAAUAUGGUACUGAUAUUAUUGAAGCAUAUGAUGAAGCUAAACGUUUACGUUGUGAAUGGUUUGAAGCAUAUGAAAAGCCGGCUACAUUUCGACCGGCUAUUCCUGUCGCCGAUCUGGAUAUAAUCGAAAUGAAUUUUCAAGGCGAUGAAAUUGAUUGUUGGAUGUCGAUACAGGAAGGCAAAGGACCUUGGUCAAAUGAAAUUAAUCGAAUCGUUACAGUUGGUCAACCAUUAACAAUUGUAGUGGCAAUUAAUGAUAAAAAGAAUCAAUUUGAUAUGAAAGUAAAAUCCUGUUUUGCACAUGAUGGUAUCCGUGCACCAAUUUAUUUGAUUGAUGAAGAUGGUUGUAUAUUACGAACAAAAAUGAUUGCACCAUUUCAAAAGAUACGUGGCUUAAAAGGAAAAGCAUCAUUAAUAUCAUAUGCACAAUUUUUAGCAUUUAAAUUUCCUGAUUCAGUUGAUGUACAAAUACAAUGUACUGUUGAAGUAUGUCGUCAUGGUUGUAUUGAUACUUGUAAUGAUGGUAUUUCGGGUAAUCCACAAUCACAACAACAACAACAACAUCAACAACCAAGAAAUCAUCAAGAUCAUCAUCGAAAUGAUUAUCAUAAAGAAACUAUAUUUAAAAUUGAAAAUGUAACUAGCCAUCGAUUCUUGAUGGAUAAUAAUAAAGAUGAUCUACUUGAAUCAGCCGAUAGUAAUAAACAACCAGUUACAUCAAAUGUUUUAUCCGAUGUUCAUAUCAUUAAUAAUAAUAAUAAUGAUGAUGAUAAAAAUAUUCAAUCAAUGAUUGAUGAAAUUAAUGAUAAUAAUGAUGAAAAUGGUAAACGAAAUUACCUUGAUAUUAUUGCUGAUUAUCUUCAUAAUGUUGAUAGUAAUAAUAAAGAUCAAAUUAUACAUAAUGAUUAUCAAGUUGAAACAAUAAUGGAAUCAACAUCGAAUCCGAUUAUUAAAUCAUCUCACGAUCAUGGUCAUCAUCAACCUCAUCCUCAACAUCAACAACAACAACCUUAUCGUCAACAUCCAACACCUAAACAGAUAAAUAAUAUACCGAAAAAAAUUAUUCAACAAGCACCACCAACACCACCGUUACAAAAACCAUAUCCAAUACCAAUAAAUCAUCAUCAUCAUCAUCAUAGUGAACCUGUUGCACAGAUUAUGACCAUUCCAUUAAGUCCAUUGUAUUCAAUGCCAAUGCCAUUAACAAUGGGACCAAUGAUACAAUCAAUUCAUCAUCAACAACAGCCAUCUAAAUCGAAUGGUGGUGGUAGUGGAUUAGGUUCAUUAUUAAAUCCAUUUAAUUCAUUAAAAUUAUUCGGUAAUGGAAACAAUAAUAAUAAUGGUAUUAGUGGUGGUAGUAGCCAGAAAAAAUACAUACCUCAAAUAUUAUCAAAUUAUUUUCAACAAAAACGUCAACCAUCACCAUCAUUAUCAUCACCGACAUCGAUGAUGAUGAAUUUACCGAAUGAUAAUUUUGAAUUAUUAUUAAAUUCACCAAUUCCAUCGAAUGGUGGUGGUAAUGGUCAUCGUCUUUAUCGUAGUCGUCGUUAUAUUAAUGAUAAUCAAGGUGAAAUUGGUUUGAAAAAAGGUUUUCAAGUUGUAACCACAUUAGAUUUAUCAUUUGCACCAAAUAUUUCACAAGAUAUGAUGCAAAUAUUUGAAGGUAAACCUGAAACAAUUGUAUAUGGUCUUUGUUUUUCAAGUACAUAUUUUAUUUAUGCAUUAGCAACAGCAUUAUCAUUUUUAUUUAGUACAAUAUUUGUAUCAAUUUUUAUUGUUUGUAAAUUGGAACGUAUUAAAGUGGCCAAAAAAAAUAUUUUAUGUUAAAAACACAUUUACAAAUACAA